AUGCAUUCCAUUUCCUCAAAAUCAUUCCCACCCCACCCUGUUUUUUCCAUUCUAUUCCCUCUUCACCCUUCAUUGACAACACCACAACCCACUAUCGUUGCCACCACCCACCACCACUGUCAUUCGCCGUCGUCACCCACCUUUGCCGCCACCCACCAUUGCCGUCACCCGCCACCGCAUUGCCGCCACCCACCUCCAUCCCCGUUACCGCCAUCCACCAUCGCUGUUGCCACCUCCGAUCACAGCUACCACCCACCUUCGAUCAUCGCCGCUACCACCUCCGAUCACCGCCGCUGUCGCCACCCACCUCCGCCAUCUCUAUCAACCACCACCACCCACCGCCACCACCGCUGCUACCUGCCACCACCGUCGCUACCGCUACCACCUCUGACCACCGCCGUCACCCACCUUUGCCAUCACCCACCACCACCACCGUUGUCACCACCCGUUGCCGUCUCCACUCGCCGCAGUCUCCUCCCACCACCGCCGUCGCCGCUACAACUGCCACCUAUCAUCACCCACCAUUUCCGCCCAUCAUUGACCACCGCCAUCCAAUUUUAUUCCUUCGUGUUUUCUCUCAUACCAAACAACAAAAAGUAA
Messenger RNA from Helianthus annuus (common sunflower), 600 nucleotides. Its product is annotated as extensin-like. NCBI's taxonomy places the organism in Eukaryota, Viridiplantae, Streptophyta, Magnoliopsida, Asterales, Asteraceae. Bases 1 to 600 code for a protein of 199 amino acids. The record is from RefSeq and is a predicted model, not a curated record. The transcript has a single exon.